Juglans regia (Persian walnut) is the source of this 2910-nucleotide messenger RNA. Its product is annotated as receptor-like protein 7. The transcript has a single exon. Bases 46 to 2730 code for a protein of 894 amino acids. Lineage: Eukaryota; Viridiplantae; Streptophyta; Magnoliopsida; Fagales; Juglandaceae. The record is from RefSeq and is a predicted model, not a curated record. Gene Ontology annotation, molecular function: protein binding.
CUUUUCUGAUCUCUUGAUCUCUCCCCAGCUCCAAUAUUUUAGACAAUGGGUUUAUCCUUUCCUCUCAUCAUCUUGAUCGUGCGCUUUGUUGUUUCAUUGAUGAUGUUUUAUCUUAUACUUUCUGCCUCUUCUUCUGGUGUGCAGCCCCUAUGCCAUGAUGAUGAGAGAUUUGCCUUGUUGCAAUUCAAGGAAAGCUUCAUCAUCAAUCAGUCCGCGUCCGAAAAACCCUCUGCUUAUCCGAAGGUUUCAUCGUGGAAGCUUGAUCAAAUCAGUGAUUGCUGCAAGUGGGACGGUGUAGAGUGCAAUAAGGACACUGGUCAUGUCAUCGGCCUCGAUCUCAGUAGCAGCUGUCUCAAAGGUUUUCUCAACUCCAAUAACAGCCUUUUCCGCCUUGCUCACCUCCAAAACCUCAAUUUGGCCGGUAAUGAUUUUAACUCUUCUCCACUUCCAACUAGUUUUAGGCAACUUUCAAGGCUAACAAAUCUCAACCUCUCAGCCUCUGUAUUUUCUGGCCAAAUCCCUACAGAAAUCUUAGAGCUCUCCAAGUUAGUUUCCCUGGAUCUCUCAUAUAAUCCAUUGUUGAAGCUCCAAGAAUCUGGCCUAACAGGUAUAGCUCAAAACCUCACCAACUUGAAAGUACUAUAUCUUGACCAUGUUGACAUAUCAUCCAACAUUCCCAAUAUCUUGGCAAACUUAUCUUCUUUAACAAAUCUAUCUCUAAGCAAGUGUGACCUGCAUGGUGAGUUUCCCGUGGGAAUUUUCCAUCUACCUAAUCUUCAGCUUCUCUAUAUUGGGUUCAAUAAAUAUCUCACUGGAUGUAUCCCAGAAUUUAACAGAACUAGCCCCCUUGAAUCAUUGGAACUUGCACACACGAACUUCUAUGGUGAGCUACCGGAUUCGAUUGGUAACCUUAAGUCCUUGGUUGAAUUGAGUAUGCGUUCUUGCAAUUUCUCAGGAGAAAUACCAUCCUCACUAGGUAACCUUACCAAUCUAAUUGAUUUAGAUCUUCAAUCAAAUAGCUUGCACGGUUCAAUUCCACAGUCCAUAUCAAGGCUUGUAAAUCUUGAAACUCUGCGUCUCGAUAAUAACUAUUUCAGGGUGGAGUUUGAGUUAUUUCUGAGACUCAGAAAGCUAGUUGAAUUGCAGUUAUCUGGAAACAAUAUUUCAUUUAUUACAAAUCCGAGUACCAACUCAACUUUUGCAAAAUUUAGAAUAUUAUUACUAGCUCAAUGUGACUUGGGUGAGUUCCCAGAGUUUCUUCGGAACCAAGAUCGGUUGGAGCUGUUAGAUCUUUCUGGAAACAAAAUUCACGGCCAAGUUCCAAAAUGGAUGGGGAACGUAAGUAUAGAAACUCUCUGGGGUUUAGCUCUGGUAGGCAACCUUCUCACCGGUUUCGACCAACUUCUGGUUGUACUCCCCUACCUUAAUCUAAAGCAUCUGAUGCUAGAUUCUAACAUGCUUCAAGGGUCAGUGCCAAUCCCACCUCCUUCCAUUGCUUUCUAUUCGGUCUCAAACAACAGACUGGCCGGAGAAAUUCCACAUUUGAUUUGCAAUCUAAGUUUAAUAACUGAGCUCGAUUUGUCAAGCAACAACUUGAGUGGCAAUCUUCCUCAAUGUUUAGGCAACUUGAGUGCUUCUCUCACAAAAUUGGAUCUACACAACAAUAGCUUUCAUGGAACCAUUCCUCGGAUCUGCGGUGAAGCAAACGAAUUGAUGAUGAUUGAUUUCAGUGAAAAUCAUUUACAGGGGCGUGUACCGAGAUCAUUGGCAGAUUGUACCAAGCUUGAAGCUGUUAAUCUUGGUAACAAUCAGAUACAUGAUAUUUUUCCUUCCUGGUUGGGAAUUCUUCCAGAGUUGAGGAUUCUCAUUUUGAGAUCUAAUGAACUUUAUGGUACAAUAGAAAGUUCUGAUAGCAAUUUCGAUUUCCCAAAAUUGCACGUCAUUGACGUCUCAAAUAAUGAUCUUAGUGGCAAGUUGCCCUCUGAACACUUCCAAAAUUGGAAAGCCAUGCAAAUCGUCGAUGUCGAGAGCUUAAAGUACAUGGAGGAAUACCAAACUCUAGUGACACAUUCAGGAAAUACCAUGAGCUUUACCAACACUUACUCAAUGAUAAUAAUCAACAAAGGCACAGAAACACUUUAUGAAAAAGUCAAUGGUUUUUUAGUAGUUAUUGAUCUCUCGAACAACAGAUUUGAAGGAGAAAUCCCAGACGUGGUGGGGAAUCUGAAAGGACUUAAUUUGCUCAACCUUUCCUCAAACUUUCUCACAGGACCUAUCCCAUUUAUAUUGGCAAACUUGACAUGGCUAGAAGCAUUGGAUCUCUCUCAAAACAAGUUGUCUGGUGCGAUCCCUCUGCAACUAACGGAACUCACUUUCCUUUCAUACUUUAAUGUCUCCCAUAAUCGUUUGAAAGGACCUAUACCAAGUGGGAAACAAUUCGACACAUUCGACAACAGUUCGUUUAGUGAGAACCCUGAAUUAUGCGGAAAUCCUUUGUCAAAGAAAUGUGGGAAUCUUGAGGACUCAGUGCCUCCAUCUUCAAGACACAACUUAGAAUUCUCAUUUGAGUUUGGUUGGAAAGUAGUCGCGAUUGGAUAUGGAUGUGGAUUCUUGUUUGGAGCUGUGUUUGGGCAAAUCGUAAUCACAAAGAAAUAUGGUUGGUUUAUGAAGACGUUUGUUGUUGGGCAGCCGAACCGAAGAAGGGUGAAUUGGAGGGGCCGCAGAAAUUAAAUAUAAGAAUGUUUCCAUGCACAAUGUCUGUAGUACGUACUAUUAUUGUGGCUUUACUUUUCUUUUUCUAUUUUGCCUCCUCUUUUAGAUUUUAUAAGAAAGGGCCAUGGAUAGGAUGUUUGUACUAAAAAGAAUCUGUUGUAUUUGCACCCAUGCUCUCAAUAAAAUAAGUGUUUUGAA